Molecule: messenger RNA, 2181 nt
Organism: Prorocentrum cordatum
Lineage: Eukaryota; Dinophyceae; Prorocentrales; Prorocentraceae
Source: the annotation of a GenBank genome assembly
AGCCAUUUUGGCUCAAGCCUGCCUUGGGCGCCAGGCAGGCGCCGCGCUGUGUCUCGCUCCUUCGUAGGGGAGUGCGGUUCUGUCCUCAUCUACGUCGCGGCCUCCGCGAUGGCGGCGAGGGGCGCCAGCAGCAAGGCUGGGCUCGAGGGGGUGUCCGCGGUGUGGCGGCCCAGCACGCGCCGAGCCCAGGACGAACUGGACCUGGACCCGACGGCGGCGCGGAGGGCGGCGCGAAACAGGCGACGGCAGGUGAUCGUUUCUUUAUUCAUUGUUCUGCCGAUCGGCGCGGGCCCUGGCACCCUCUCCCUCUCCCCCCCCAUGGAGUAGAUCUUGGCUGUUUUUGGUGCCUGUUUCAGGCAGGUGGGAUCUCCCCCACAGGACGCACGGUCCCAAACAGAUGCCAUGAAGCAAAGGUCCGGGUCGCUGCGGCCGCUCCGCCUGGGUCGUGGCAGGACCGUGAGCGGUCGCCGCCAAGCCCCCCUUGCGGCUGGCAGCGGCAGGCGCCCGCGUGCCAGGCAGCACCAGGCGCCGCAGGACUGCGGCCUGGCAUGCUGCCGUGGCGCCGGCGGGCGGGCUUUCCGCGGGCCUGUGACGCCGCCGUCUCGGCGGCAGCUAGCGGCUCCAGGCUGGGAGCGCCUGUUCCUUCCACCCCGCAGGCUGCUCCGCGGCGCGAGGCGGCGGCGCCGCCCACCAGACUGCGGAGGGCGGCGCCGCCGUGGCCCGAGGGCUGGCGGACGCUGGACGCGGUGGCGCAGCAGCAGGCCAUCGAUGAGGUGAGCUCCGGCAAGAUGGAGGCUGAGGUGAGCUCCGGCAAGAUGGAGGGCGACGCUUCGGACAAGCACCGCCAGGAGAUGGAGGGUGAUGCUUCGAUGACCGCACUCGGCCUCACGCUGCAGGGCGACGUCGCCGAUGGCCCGUCCCACCGCGAGGAUGUCGAGUAGAGCAUCGGCAACAUGGAGGGCGCUGCUUCGGAUGUGCAGGUCGGCCUCACGCUGCAGGACGACGUCGCGGUCGGCCGCAGCUCCCGCCAGGAGGAGAGCUUUGGCAAGGUGGAGGGCGAUGCUUCGGGAAAGCACUUCCGGCUCACACCGCAGGACGGCGUCAUGUCCGACCACUGCUACCGCCAGGAGGGCUCGAGCGUCAGCAACAUGGAGGACGAUGCCACGGACGAGUGUUUCGGCCUCCCCGCUGCUGCUUGGUCUGCGCUCGCGAUCGGAUCAGCCCUUCGUGCGGCGCCGUGCGGGGCUCGCGAGCGAGGCCAUGGCGGCCCCGCAGUGCUUCCGCACGCUCUUCGACGUCUGGUGGCGUUUGUGGCUGUACGUCAACGACUAGGGCGUCCGCAGCACCGAUGCCGGGAGGCAGCGGCCGCUCGGGCCGAAGAUCGUGCUUGCGCCUACUCCUGGCAGCAGGGGAUUUUGCGGCGUGGCCGGUGGCCACAGGCCAGAGGCGUUGGAUGACUUACGUGAAAAGUUCGAGGGCGAGAUCCGCAAGCACGGGCACUAAGGCGUUGACUUGAGUUGCGCCUCGCUUGCGCGCGCUCGGCUCGUGAUGUCAAGCAGAACCAGUGCCAGCUGCGUUGUUAGCCUCGGGAGGACACCGUCGGCCAGCUGAGUGGCCGAAUUCGGUCUGGAGUCUGCUGUGGAGCCAACGGCUACCACGGCACGGCGGGGCGGGGCUCCUGCGCACCUGGUUGCGGUCCCCAGUUUCAGAGUUCAGAGGCCCUCGGGCGGCGAUUCUGCUGUGGGCCUGCACGCGAGGCUGGCCUGGAUCAGAUUCCCCUGCUUGAUUCAGCACCAGAGCACCGGAGCACACACAUACACAACGGAUGCCUGGAGUCCGCUGCCGUUUCGUGGUUCAUGGCGCCAUCGGCCACAUUCGGUUCAUGUAUGUGAGCAUGUAGCCAAUUCAUUCGCAUAUCGCAUAGGUUCUCAGACGGCGUCCCGAACUUUCUCUCUGACGCCUCCACCCACAGGAAUGCCUUUAGGCUGGCUGGCUUCUGUCCCUGCUCCGUGGAGCAUGGCCCAGGUGUCCAGAGAAGUCCCCCUGUGCGUCCAUCAGACGCUGGGCCGUUCCAGACGCAACAUGCUCUGCUGAUAAGACCGUUUGUGCAUACACUGGUAAGGGGCGGUGCAGUUUAGCAGAGUGGGCGAAUUCGGCAUCCAGAGAAGCGAGGCACCGAAC